AUGAUGAGAAACUCCCGGUUUCUGUUGGUCGUAUGUAACAAGGCUCCCGCGAGACCUGGUCCCAUGCUCUAUGGAUGGGGUCGCACCGAGCAAAAGAGGCGGCUUGAGUACGAGUCGGUGGAAUCUAAGUACCACAAACGGGAGUUCAACAAGAACUGGGACCUUGCCGGCGUAGAGCAGAGGUAUACGGACUUCAUGGUUGUGCGGACGUACUUUUCUAUUGGCUCCCGUUGGGGCACCUGGGUGUAUAACAUGCUUCAGUUCUACGUUCUCGCGUUUCUCCCCAUAUUUGCGUUCAUGCACACGCUACACAAAAAUGUAGAGUGGUACGACGAGCGCAUCCGGCACGCAGCUUGGUGGUAA
Molecule: messenger RNA, 363 nt
Organism: Trypanosoma brucei brucei TREU927
Lineage: Eukaryota; Euglenozoa; Kinetoplastea; Trypanosomatida; Trypanosomatidae
Exons: 1
Coding region: 1-363 (120 amino acids)
Source: RefSeq, a predicted model, not a curated record